CAAUUUUAGGUUUUGCCGCUAAAUAUUUUAUGAUUUAUAAGGUUAAUAUUUAGAAAUACAAUGGCAGAUCAAAAAUCCACUAAUAUUCUAAUUGCAAGAUUGUUUGGCAAAAAACCUGAUGAACAAGGAGAAAAAAACACCGAUAAGGCUGAAAAAUGUAAGAAUAAAGUUAAGAGUCCUAAAAGAGUGGUAAGGAAACCAAGUCCAAAAAAAAGUUUUAUACCACAAAGUAACAAGAUCACAAAUUGGUGUAGCAAAGAAAAAUUGCUUAAAGAUUUGGAAAAUAACCGAGAAACUUUAAAAAACCUAAAGAAAAAGCCAAUGAGCAAAUCUCUUGAAGAUGAUUUUAAAAAAUCUUCCAAAUCAAAAUCUCAGGAGGAUGAUUUUGAAAAACCUAAAUCAAAAAAAAAACCUAUCAAAUUAACUCGAACGGACUCCUUUGAAAAAUAUGGGGUUUUAAUGCCAACCCUGGAUGAUAUCUUGGAAGACAAAAAAAAAUUGGACACCCAGAAACAAAAAUUACAAGAGGCCAGACAAAUUGAAGAUAUAUCCUUGGACCUAACGUUUUCACUGAACAAAAGUGCAGAUAAUGAAGUGGGAAAAGAAAACAUACUGGGCUGUAAGCACUUAACAAACCCUGAACUGACAGACUUAUUCAACAAAAACAAAUGUUAUUUAUCAGAGAUAAUCUCAGGAGAAAAAUACUCAGAGAGGCAUUCGCGAUUUCACAACUACAACGUAAAGUACGAUUUAACCACCAAAGACUUAACAUACAACACCAGCAUGAUUGUGUUCUCCCACGAUCAGAUAGAACACAUGAUGAAUUUGCUGUCGGAAAAUUUCGAUCCCGACGAUAAGUUGACGCAGUAUUUUUUCAAAGUGCUUUUGCCGGAAUUUUGCACCAAGGUUUUUAUGGAUGUCCACAAUAUGUCUCAAGAAGAAACACUCAUGUAUUUGGAAACAAGACCAUUAGAUGAUUAAGGUUUACAAAAAAAUGUUCUCAUUGUUUUUAUAUUUUAAGUUUGAAACCUUGUUGUACACAUUAUUUUCUAAGUAAAUAAGUUUUGCUUAUAAUGCUGUUUUUAUGUUUUUAGUGUGAAAACUUGUUUUAUUAAAAUUA
Molecule: messenger RNA, 1120 nt
Organism: Brassicogethes aeneus
Lineage: Eukaryota; Metazoa; Arthropoda; Insecta; Coleoptera; Nitidulidae
Source: the annotation of a GenBank genome assembly